CACAUAAUAUAAUUCACAUAAUCAACACAUUCAUCAGAACUAAGCAAAAGAAAAUAGCCAAAGAUGAGCGAGAUCAAAGCCAGACGCAUACUCCUUCUUUCCAUCAUAUUCCUCUUCUUCGUCUCCGAGACUCUUCUUUUGUGUUCUGCUAACGAGCAUGGCUCGAGGAAUCUUGCAGUGGUCAUGAGAAAGCGGAUAAGAAACGGAGCGCCUCGCAACUCAACAUCCGCAGCUUCGACUAUGAUGUUGCCAAGCUCCUUUCAUAUUGGUGCUGCUUCUUCUUUCCUCCUCGCUCUCCUUUUAUAAGUUCCGUUUGUAGUGAUCGUAAUCUACAUAUUCAGAGUGAUUGAUUUUAAUUCUGUCGUUGAUAUAUCCGUUUCAUUGUAGUUCUUUAUUGUCUAAAAUAAAAAUAAAAGUGUAUCGUCAUUUGUCA
Molecule: messenger RNA, 433 nt
Organism: Raphanus sativus (radish)
Lineage: Eukaryota; Viridiplantae; Streptophyta; Magnoliopsida; Brassicales; Brassicaceae
Exons: 1
Coding region: 64-306 (80 amino acids)
Source: RefSeq, a predicted model, not a curated record